UAACCCGCGCGCCAGUGCUGGCGUGUCCGCGCAGCGCGCACUCGUGAAGCUCGUGUGGAGCUCGCGAACACGCAGGACCAGAGCAUCAGGAUCAUACGCGCAGGAAAAACACGAGAAUGUGACUGGAGUGUAAAGGAUGAAGGAUGCGUUCGCUGGAAAAGGUCACACGAAUUGCAUGAAGAGCGCUGGGAGGAAAUCUUAACACAGCUGCCACGGAUUACCACUAACGCGCACGCAUCGCGGCUUUUUUUAGGGAACAGGAAUACCAGGAAUGGGGGAUUUGAUGUUUCACCAAAGCAGGAGAGAGGAUCUGACGAGAAUACUGUACAGCGAAUGAGGAUUCUUCCGGAGGGGAACGGAGCACGUGUAUGUGUUUUUCUUCAAUGACAGGAGUAAUCCGGUAGAGUUUGAGGGUCUGAAGGCUGGAGACACGUGCCGGAGGAGUUUCUUGGCGUACGUCGGCAUCUAGCAGCAGCAGCCAUUUUCACGGACCAUGUGGUUGGCGGUGCGCAAAAACCGUCCACUUUUGCACCAGCAGGACUGCUGCAGUGGCAGGGCUCAUGAUGUUUCUCUGUGGAUAUGGAUUUUUUGUUGGUGCGUGACACUCGUCAGGGGACAAAGUUACCACCCCACCGUGAACACGCAGUAUGGGAAAUUACGGGGCGCGCGGGUCCCGCUGCCCAGCGAGAUCCUGGGACCGGUGGACCAGUACCUGGGCGUGCCGUACGCCGCUCCACCGGUGGGGGAGAAACGCUUCCUUCCCCCUGAGCCGCCCCUGUCUUGGUCGGGGAUCAAGAAUGCCACUCAUUUUGCGCCGGUGUGCCCGCAAAACAUUCACAAUGCCGUUCCGGAGAUCAUGAUGCCAAUCUGGUUCACCUUUAACUUGGAUAUAGUUGCCACUUACAUACAAGAUCAAAACGAGGAUUGUUUGUAUCUAAACAUCUAUGUUCCAACGGAGGAUGUCAAAAGAAUAUCCAAGGAAUGUGCCAGAAAACCCAACAAGAAAAUAUGUAGAAAAGGAGGAACCCAUUCCAAAAAACAGGGCGAGGAUUUAUCCGAUAACGACGGUGAUGAAGAUGAAGACAUACGAGAUACUGGAGCCAAGCCUGUGAUGGUGUACAUCCACGGAGGAUCGUACAUGGAGGGCACCGGAAACAUGAUUGAUGGAAGCGUGCUGGCCAGUUACGGGAACGUCAUCGUUAUCACACUCAACUUUCGAGUCGGCGUCCUAGGGUUCCUCAGCACAGGAGACCAGGCUGCUAAAGGGAAUUAUGGCCUUUUGGAUCAGAUCCAGGCUCUGCGCUGGAUAAGUGAGAACAUUGGCUAUUUCGGUGGUGAUUCCAACCGCAUCACGGUUUUUGGAUCAGGAAUCGGUGCCUCUUGUGUGAGCCUUCUGACCCUGUCCCACCAUUCUGAAGGACUGUUUCAUCGUGCCAUAAUCCAGAGUGGCUCAGCAUUGUCCAGCUGGGCCGUCAACUACCAGCCGGUUAAGUACACAAGGCUGCUGGCAGAGAAAGUGGGCUGUAAUGUGCUGGACACACUAGACAUGGUAGACUGCCUGAGAAAAAAGAGCGCUCGUGAGCUGGUGGAACAAGACAUCCAGCCAGCUAGAUACCACGUCGCCUUUGGCCCAGUCAUUGACGGCGAUGUCAUUCCGGAUGACCCUGAGAUCCUGAUGGAGCAGGGCGAGUUCCUCAACUAUGACAUCAUGCUGGGUGUCAACCAGGGCGAGGGGCUGCGCUUCGUGGAGAACGUUGUGGACUCUGAAGAUGGGGUCUCGGGCAAUGAUUUUGACUUCUCAGUCUCUGAUUUUGUGGACAGUCUUUAUGGUUACCCAGAGGGAAAGGAUACGCUACGAGAAACCAUUAAGUUCAUGUACACGGACUGGGCAGAUAGAGACAACCCUGAGACGCGCCGUAAAACUCUGGUGGCGCUUUUCACCGAUCAUCAGUGGGUGGAGCCCUCGGUGGUGACGGCAGAUCUUCACGCCCGCUAUGGGUCGCCCACGUACUUCUACGCCUUCUACCACCACUGCCAGAGCCUGAUGAAGCCCGCUUGGUCAGAUGCGGCCCACGGAGAUGAGGUGCCCUACGUCUUUGGUAUUCCCAUGAUUGGCCCGACCGACCUCUUCCCCUGCAACUUCUCCAAAAAUGAUGUGAUGCUCAGUGCUGUUGUCAUGACCUACUGGACAAACUUUGCCAAAACCGGAGAUCCCAACAAACCAGUGCCUCAGGACACCAAGUUCAUCCACACGAAGGCCAAUCGCUUCGAAGAGGUAGCCUGGUCCAAAUACAACCCUCAAGACCAGCUGUACCUGCACAUCGGCCUCAAGCCUCGAGUCCGGGAUCACUACCGCGCCACUAAAGUGGCGUUCUGGAAGCACCUGGUCCCUCAUCUGUACAACCUUCACGACAUGUUCCACUACACCUCCACCACCACCAAAGUGCCACCGCCCGAGACGACCCAGAACUCCCUGUCCACCAAACGUCCCAACGGCAAAGCCUGGCCAUUCAACACCAAGCGGCCUCCGAUGUCUCCGGCCUACAACAGCGAGAGCGGGAAGGAGCAGUGGAACGGAGAAGAGGAGCCAGGCCCUCUGGUGGUAGAGAACCCACGGGAUUACUCCACCGAGCUGAGCGUGACCAUCGCAGUGGGAGCUUCGCUGCUGUUCCUCAACGUUCUGGCGUUCGCCGCUCUGUACUACCGCAAGGAUAAGCGCCGACAGGAGCAGCACCCGCAGCCCAGCUCUCCACGAGCCACCACCGCCAACGACAUGAACCGGCACGGCCCUGAAGAAGAGAUCAUGUCCCUGCAGGUCAACCAGACGCACCACGAGUGUGACGCAGGGCCACCCGGAGACCCCUUACGGCUCGCUUCACUUCCCGACUACACGCUGACUCUGCGGCGCUCGCCUGACGAUAUCCCACUCAUGACGCCCAACACCAUAACCAUGAUCCCCAACUCGCUGGUGGGCAUGCCCAACCUACAUCCAUACAACACCUUCACAGCUGGCUUCAACUCCACCGGCCUGCCACACUCCCACUCCACCACGCGUGUAUAGCUUUAUGGCCAUUCGACAAGAGGGAGGGAUGGGGGAAGAGUCUUUGGCUUCAAUGAAAACACUGAAGCGAGAGGAGGGGGUUCAGGACGAUGGCGGAAACGAAAAGAUUUGAAUAGACUUUUGCAAAAAGCAGUGACAAGUUCUUUCCAGAUGUCAAGUUGUGCAAACCUGCCAAAACAGAACUGCUCUCUUUCCUUUGAAAAGGGACGAGCGUUUCAAGCAGUAUUUUUUCUAAUCAUCGUUUUAAAAGAAAAGAAAGAAACGCCUUUUUAAGCAGAAUCGGGUGAAUGGGGCGAUCACUUUUUUCUUGAAUAAAUAACAACAACAAAAAAAACACACAAAAAAAAACAAAUACAAAGGAAAGUGCAUUUUAUUUCCCAUCACAGUCUUUUGUGGGAAACAUGUUUCAAAACAGUGGCCUCUAAGGUGACAUCUGCAUAAUAUUGUUUGCUUUGCUUUUCGAUUUCUUUUCAAUGCCUUAUAAAGAGCUGUUUUUUUCUCUUAAUUUGACGAUCUUUCCCUGAGAUGUGUCUGAGUGGAACAUAGUGAUCUGACUCAAGCGGUUGGAUUCCAAGAAGCAUUAGACAGACGACAAAUAUGGAAAGCAGUGGACUGAAAUGGUAACUGCAACUCAUUUUCCAGUUGCAUAAGCUCACAUGUGGUAUUUUAACUUUUUUUCUUGGCUCCACUGAAAGUCUUUUGUUUGAAAUUUUUCCAUUGGACAAGACUGGAGAUAAAGACUUUUAAAGUUACUGUAAGUGUUUUGUUUAAAGAAAAGUGCAUCUUUUACAACAAAACUAUCUAUCGGCUCCUGUGUCAAAUUCCCAUGAAAUGCACACUUACACACAAUGCUCAGAGCACUGUUUGACUGGUGUGUGUGUGUGUGUGUGUGUGUGUGUGUGUGUGUGUGUGUGUGUGUGUGUGUGUGUGUGUGUGCGUGCGUGUGUGUGCGUGUGCGUGUGUGUGCGUGUGUUGGAUUGCCUUUGCCAUGUUUUCUGUUAUAUAUUUGUGUGAUGGGGUGGGGGUGGGGGCUUCUUUACCACUGCGUUGAUUUUGUUCACCACAAGUAGUGUUUCAGCUGCGUCUAUUGUCGUCUGUCUUUGCGAAAUAGAACUUUUUGUUAUUUUAAAAAAGUUACAUAUGUCUAAUUUUGCUUAAGAAUGACAAAAUAAAUCUAUUAUUUUACAUGCAAGAGAAAACAAUAGCUUAAGAUUGAACUGAACUAACUGACAUGAUUCCAUUGACUUUGUAAGCGUUCCUCUCGACUGGAGACAGUGGCCUCUUUACACUGAAUAACCUGACUUCAGUGUAGACCUGUGUUUCUUUAAAUAUAUAUAUAAAUAUGGGCAUACAUACAUAUAUGUAUAGGGCUUUUAUGAAGAUUUUGCUCCCAUUGACCUGAAAGUGUAAAUGACCAUUAUUAGCAUUUAUUAGGCUGAAAGCACCAAUAUUCAGAGGGCAGAGCAGUUAGUGUCUGUACUAGUUUUAUCCUCUACACCAUAAUCUGAGGCCACAACAAGUGUCUUUUUAAUAGCUCUAUAUGUAUAUUUAUGUAUAAAUAUAUUUAAUAUUUAUUUAUGUAUACCAGAUGUAUACAUGCUGAUUGUGCCAUGUGCCAAAUUAAACCAUAAAACUGGAGAAGAAAACAGUUUCCAAAAAACUUUAUUUUAUUUGUAAGUUUUAUUUUUGCACAACUCCAUCACAGUUAAAUGCAUAUUUCCUAUCUGAUCUAUGAGGAUUUUUUAAUGAAAUUAUGGGUGGAAUUCGAGGUAAUAAGUAAUUUUUUAGUAUGACUAGCACAAAAAAAAAAAGCUAAAAUACCUCUUGAAAACUCCAUUUUGCAAACAUGUGACUCAAAUAUCCAACACAAUGAGUAAUCCUGUUUAGCAAAGCAUUUGAAGAGACAGGUGUGUAAAUUAUCUUUAUAAUUGCACACCUGCAGAAUAAAAGCUAGUACUGCAUAGCAUCAUUUCAGGCAUUGGAAAGCCUUUUUGGUUGGAAACUGGAGUUAUGAUCAAGUAUGAAUAUCCCCACAUCCAACAUGGAUUGCAGCAACAGGUUUCUGAGAGUGAGUUUGCUUAGGACUGCAACCCUUUAGCCUCCAGCAUCAGGCUCGGGUUUUGAGAUGAAGCGGCCUCUGGUUUCAGUAACACUCUUGUCCUGUUUGACCUGCAUCAGGCCCUGCCACUCAACAACUCAAACCCCCUUUAUCACCAGCCCCACGGCAUGCACAUUUAUCUACAAUCCUGACCUUAAAAGUCACGUUAUACUCUCUUUUAAAUCAAUGUCUCAUCUUCACCUAGCGGAUUCUCCGUAGAUGUUCAGCCUGGUUCACUGCUGUUCAACAUUUGGGUGUAUUAGGCCCGAAUCAUGAAGCAAUAAUGUGAAUGCAAACUUUAAAAGGGCAACAAACUCUACUUCGUAAUGCAUUUAGCUGCAAUGAAGAAUAAAUACCAUGCAUCAGUGGUUGAAAAGCUCUUGAAACUAGGUUUGAAUUAGACUUCAACAGAACUCCCAGAACCUGAGUCAUCAGCAGAUGAGAGUAUUUAUUACUCAUGUGGGUGUUUAAGGAUGUUUUGAUGGCAGUUGAUUCAUCGCUCAUAUUCAGCUUUUGAUCCCUGAUUGACUGAAGGAAUAUCACAACAUACAUCAUAGAAGUCUCGCAGGAGCAGCCAGGUUUCCUCGGAUGAACAGGGGUUAUAUUACAGACGGCACGGAUAUGAGCAGAUAGAAACUCUGAGACCCUUGGGGCCACAUGACAGACACCUGCUUCAAUAUCUACUGACUAACGUACUCGGGUGUCACGCUAAAGCCGAAGAAUAGGCAUAAGUAUGACAUUAAACGAGGUUUUAGGCUGUGCAGUGAAGCAAUUUGAUUGUAGCUUUGUUCGCUUGAGCGUGUACCUGCCGUUGAGGAAAUUACUUUAGCUGCUAGGCUGGAAGCCGCGGUGCAUAACAUCUUCUCUUCUGUGUCUUAAGUGCUGCUCUCAUAAAUCAAAUGAUUUUUCGCGCUCUCCUCUGCUGCUCUGUUCCUCUGGCGUCCUCUCUUACUGUAGCUAACGCGCAGUAGAAAUGAAUGUGAACAUUUCCAUUAAUUAGAUGGACCAUUUUCUGAUUAAAUGAAUUAUUCUUGUAGUAACAUCUACAUAUAUUACUGUAUAUAUAAAUGCCAUGUUUGGGAAUAUUAGAGCAUGAUAAUGAUCUCAUGCCCAUGCACACACACCAGGUUUUGUAUUGCUUUGUUUGGACCUGUUAAUAUGGAUCAAAAG
This is a messenger RNA of Onychostoma macrolepis, 6329 nucleotides long. It is a transcript of the gene nlgn3a, whose product is annotated as neuroligin 3a. The record is from RefSeq and is a predicted model, not a curated record. Gene Ontology annotation, molecular function: neurexin family protein binding; signaling receptor activity. Gene Ontology annotation, biological process: modulation of chemical synaptic transmission; chemical synaptic transmission; presynaptic membrane assembly. NCBI's taxonomy places the organism in Eukaryota, Metazoa, Chordata, Actinopteri, Cypriniformes, Cyprinidae. The transcript is spliced from 9 exons. Bases 494 to 3061 code for a protein of 855 amino acids. Gene Ontology annotation, cellular component: postsynaptic specialization membrane; cell surface; synapse.